Molecule: messenger RNA, 1461 nt
Organism: Fusarium sp. VM40
Lineage: Eukaryota; Fungi; Ascomycota; Sordariomycetes; Hypocreales; Nectriaceae
Source: the annotation of a GenBank genome assembly
AUGCACCAGGGUGUUUUCUCGGGAGUCCUUAUCUCGGCCGAUUUCAAGUUUUGGUUUCCUGAGACCAAGGUCGCGAGUAUCUCCGGCAUUGUUUCUAGUUGCUUUGCAUUAGGUGCCUUCUUUGGAGCAAUCUUCGCCUUUGUCUGUGGUGACAAGCUAGGCCGUAAGAAAACCAUCUGGGUUGGUGUAUUGACCAAUCUCAUCGGCGCUGUUCUUCAGAUAGCCUCGUGGCAUCUUCCGCAGAUGAUAAUCGGUCGUGUCAUCAACGGUUUCGGAAUGGCUUCUUUCACAGGCGUCUCUUCCUCAACCUGUCCAGUAUAUCAGGCCGAGUGCUCAAAACCUCGAGUUCGUGGAAAGCUUGUUGUCGUACAAUCGCUCUGCAAUACCGCCGCCUUUUGCCUCGCCAAUUGGAUGAAUUACGCCCUCGCCGUUCGAGGUGGACCUUUACAGUGGCGUUUUCCCCUCGGCUUUCAACUCCUAUUCCCAUGUGUCAUCGGAGUUGCCCUCCUGUUUGUUCCUGACUCGCCGAGAUGGCUGAUGCUUAGGGACCGACAUGAAGAGGCUCUUCAUGUAAUAGCACGGCUCGCUGGUAGGAACGUGGGUACUGAUGAUCCGGAUGUCGUGGCCGAAUUCAGGUCAAUUCAAGCCACGAUUGAACAAGAGCGCCAGGAGACUGUAUCCACGUUUGAUAUGCUCCGAUGCCGCGACAAGACUCAGAAUCUUCGCAGGAUCCUACUCUCGUGCGGUACACAGUUCAUGCAGCAGUUUUCAGGGGUAAAUGCUCUCGGCUACUACCUCCCUACCAUGCUACAGCAGGUGCUUGGCUAUAGUGAGCGCCGAAGUCGCCUUCUCACCGGUGUUAAUGGCACUAUCUACCUGUUCUCUGCAAUUUGCUGUCUAUUUAUUAUUGACCGCUUUGGCCGCCGAAAAAUGAUGCUGUACGGUUCAGCGACAAUGGGCUCCUGCUACCUAAUCGUUUCUAUGACUUUACUCGCAGCCAAACAUCACCCGAGCAUCAAGCAAAGACUUGGUGAGGUUACUACUGCCUUCUUCUUUAUUUACUACUUCUUCUAUGGCACCAGCUUUGCCAAAGUGCCUUGGGUGUUCAACUCGGAAGUCAACUCUCUCGGUUGGCGCACACGGGGAGCUGCCGCGGCCACUGCCACGAACUGGAUGGGUGGCUUCAUCGUGACUCAGUUCACUAAAACUGGAGUUGACAAUCUUAAUUGGGGUUUCUUUCUUUUAUUUGCUUGCUUUUGCUACUCUUACUUCCCUGUAGUGUUUUGUCUCUACCCCGAAACCUCUCGUCGUACACUCGAAGAUAUGGACCAGAUCUUUAUUCAAAAUCCGGGGCUGAUCGUUUGCCGCAUUCCAGAACUCACGCAACGAGAGCGUCCCCAGAGUUUGGUUAAUCUUGAGCAGGAGCGGGUGGAGAAGGCAAAGGUGGCUCAUGUGGAUUAG